This is a messenger RNA of Drosophila teissieri, 3090 nucleotides long. RefSeq names its product mitoferrin (gene mfrn). The coding region runs from base 755 to 1894 and encodes 379 amino acids. Gene Ontology annotation, cellular component: mitochondrial membrane. Gene Ontology annotation, biological process: iron import into the mitochondrion. NCBI's taxonomy places the organism in Eukaryota, Metazoa, Arthropoda, Insecta, Diptera, Drosophilidae. Gene Ontology annotation, molecular function: ferrous iron transmembrane transporter activity. The record is from RefSeq and is a predicted model, not a curated record. The transcript is spliced from 6 exons.
ACCCGCCGCGGUCACUCUGGGCACGAGGCUUGUUUAUUGGGCGAAAUUUAAUGAUUGCCUGUAAUCAUUCAACAUUUGCGUGAGUUGCCAAACACCGACCCAACCAAAAUUCCGUUUCGGCCACAAUCCGCCUACAACCAACUCGUAUAUAUCCAGAAAACAACCGAUCCGGAGCCGCCACUCCAGCAGCAGCAGUUCAUCCGCGGGCAACUAAACCAGAAAUCGCUUCUUCGCUCCGAAAUCGCGUGAAUCUCGUUGAAUCGGGGAAUCGGAGAAUCGUCUCUAUGUCGUCUGUAUGCUAGUCGUGCAGCAGCAGUACUAGCAGGCCAGCAGCCGCAGUGUCAAUUAGCAGUUUCGCAUAACACCACCUCACGCGUACACUCUGCACCAUCACCACCGCCAGCACCACCCCCCCGAAAACCACCCGCCCGUGCGUCCGUGUAUCGUCGUGAUAUCCGUGUUAUACAACAAAAUUGCACCGUGCCCAACAUACGCCGGCCAAAAGUUGCCCGCAAACCAACGCCGAUCUUCGCCAGGCGGAGCGACCCGGUCCCAGCGGAGAAAGCGGCUCUGCAUCUGCAACUGCAACUGCAUCUGCAACUUGGCAGAACUGGUCCGGAUUUGCAGGUUGUCGUAAGAGGAGCAGCGACUGCAAGGGCACAACCACAACAUUAGCGCACAGUCGAUAGUCAUAGCUGCAGCACCAGCCCCCAACACUUGAAACAGUUCGGAUCGGCAACGGAUCGGAUCCACCAUGAACAUCGACGACUACGAAUCGCUGCCCACCACCAGUGUGGGUGUCAAUAUGACGGCGGGCGCAAUUGCGGGCGUGCUGGAGCAUGUGGUCAUGUAUCCGCUGGACUCCGUCAAGACGCGAAUGCAAAGUCUUUCACCGCCCACACAAAACAUGAACAUUGUGUCCACCCUUCGGAACAUGAUCACGCGUGAGGGCUUGCUGAGACCCGUUCGGGGAGCCAGUGCUGUGGUUCUGGGUGCGGGACCAGCGCACUCGCUGUACUUCGCCGCCUACGAGAUGACCAAGGAGCUCACGGCCAAGUUCACAUCAGUGAGAAACCUCAACUAUGUGAUUUCGGGAGUGGUGGCCACCCUCAUACACGACGCCAUCUCUAGUCCCACGGAUGUGAUCAAGCAGCGGAUGCAGAUGUACAACUCACCCUACACAUCGGUGGUAUCCUGCGUACGGGAUAUCUACAAGAAGGAGGGCUUCAAGGCCUUCUACAGGGCAUACGGCACACAGCUGGUCAUGAAUCUACCAUAUCAGACAAUACAUUUUACCACAUACGAGUUUUUCCAGAACAAAUUGAACCUGGAACGCAAAUACAAUCCACCAGUGCACAUGGCAGCGGGUGCAGCAGCCGGUGCCUGUGCGGCGGCUGUAACCACGCCCCUGGACGUGAUCAAGACGCUACUGAAUACUCAGGAGACUGGACUGACGCGCGGCAUGAUUGAGGCCAGUCGAAAGAUCUACUACAUGGCCGGUCCAUUGGGCUUCUUCAGGGGCAUGACCGCCCGCGUUCUGUACUCCAUGCCCGCCACGGCCAUCUGCUGGUCGACGUACGAGUUCUUCAAGUUUUAUCUGUGCGGCUUGGACGCUGAUCAGUACAAAUCGUCAAUUACGGGCAGUUCGGAGCCCCGCAAAGCGGACUACGUGCUGCCCAGGACUACGGAUGAGGAGCAGAUCGAUCAGAAUCGCGAGGCGACGAAGGAGAAGGACACCGCAGCGACCCUGCACUCCGCUCCGACCUCGGUCAAUACCUCCGGUGCCAUUAAGACGGUGUGCGAGCUGUCGACGCGACCCGCCGGGCCAACAAUCAACCUGCACACGCGGCACACGGACGUGAAGAGUCCCUACGAAAGGGGCUUCAGCACGUAGGCGCCGCCAGUGGGCGUGGCCGCGAGCGGGGCCCGCGUUCGAAACGUUUGCAGCAGCAGCGACAGCUAAACCUAAGCGUAGCUAUUAGUUGGCGGUGGGGAAUGGGGAAGCUGGGAUGGAACUGGGGGCCUUUUGGGCAGGUGAGCGACACGGUGUUCGAAACGCCUGCCGUUCCGCCAACCACCGCCUGGCCACUGCCCCACUUCCAGCGCACCCGAACCCAGCUGCUUGUAUGAAUACUCUGCGAGGAGUCGGUGAGAGAGUUUUAUCACUCCAUAGUCGGAGGUUAAAUCGUAGUUGUUGUUCUGCACAAAACUCUCGCUCUCACACACAACACGCAAAACUCCACACACAACAAACACACACACACCUUACACCUUCCCUACACACACACAAACACAAUGACAGUUUUAGGCAAAGUGCGAAAUUCUUGUUAAAAGUAUAUGCUAUUGAUAAUAUUGUAUCUAUGUUAUUUCGAAAUGAGAGAACCUUCUUGUAAAAUACUAUUACCUAUGUAUUACAAACUUUGAUUUACUACAUUUAUAUAUAUUUUUUUUAAACAAUUUUCAAAUGAUAUAUGCAUAUAUUUAUGUUGAUCGUUGUAAACUAAUCAAGAGCAAAAAAUGUAAAGCACACACGCGCGCGAGAAGCAAAUUCAAUAAUUUGUAAUCAAAUUACACCCCAAAAUCUUCAAACUGAGAUGUUACAAAAUAUAACGAACAGCAGAUACAGCUCCCAGAGAACUACGUCUCCCCCAGAUUGCCCAAUCUAUACACCCGGUACUAAUUAGCCAGCCCCAUGUAGAGCAGUAGCCUAGCUAUGUCUAUUGUCCUUGCUCCAGGCACUCGACUGCAAUUGCUUAUAUAGCUGCACGAUCUUUCCCAUCCUCUGCAGUGUUUUAAUCCAUCAUCACACAUCAACCUCGUCUCAGUGCUAGAGUUCUCCAUUCUUGAGUAGCAAACGCAGUCUAGUGCCGGAGAUCAGAAUAUACAAUAAUACAUCAUAUUAUUACGUUCACUGUUAUUUUUGUUUAUAUAUAUGCAUAAUAUAUAUAUGGAUAUGCUACACCGGCGAUUAUUAAACUGUAAGGUGUAGCGCUAAAAUUACAAUUUUAUUGUUAAAGAAUUCAAAAGAAAACACAAGCGAAAGCAAAACCAUUGGCAAGCGAAAAGGCCCAUUAAACGGAUGAAAGAAGA